AUGAGCCGGUUCGACAUGGACGUCGUCGAGCUCGAGAUGGACGACGAGCUGUUCAACACCCCGAACUCGAAGACCGGCACGGAGGACGGCGACGGCCUCGAGCGCGACUCGGACGCGUCCGAGAUCGAGGCGAUCGCGCGGAGGUCGCCGUCGCCGAUGAAGUCCUCGCACGUCGUGCACGUGCGUCACCCGAAGCUCAGCUUCAGGGCGCCGCUGCCGCUCGCGGAGGAGACCGCGUCGUCGGUGGCCUCGCGCGCGCGCGCGGAGGAGGUCGCGCGGCGCAGCGCGAGCGCGGGGAAGCCCGAGGUGGUCGGAUCGUUGAUGGGCGACGACGACGAUUCUUCGUCUUCGUCUUCGGACGACAGCGACGAGGACGGCGAGGUCGAGCGGUUCAAGGAGCGCAUCGGCGUGUCUCCCGCGGCGGCGGCGAAGAAGCCGGCGUCGCCCGACGCCGCGCCGACCGCGGUCGUCUCCGCGAAAAUCGCGAAGGACGCGCGCGGGGAGGACGACAUCGAAUUCGACCUCCUCGUGGACGACGACGACGACGACGCCGCCGCCGCCGCCGCGCCGUCCUCGGGCGACGCCGCGAUCGACGCCAUCGACGCGAUCGAGGCGAGGUACAAAGCCGAGGAAGCGUCCAGGCGCGCGACGGACAAGCUCGCGGAGAAGUUCCGAGACAGGCAGAUGGAUUUGGAUCUGGGUUUGGGCGACCUCGACGUCGACGUCGACGUCGCGGCGGCGGCGUCGAGCGCGGCGGGCGCCGACGACUCCGACGACGAGUUCGACUACGCGUUCAGAGGCGAGGCGAGGACGGGCGAGACGCACAAGCCGUCGUUCGAGGCGAAGGCGAUGCCGAAGGAGCUCGUGACGGACGUGAAGAAGAUGCCGCUGACGUCGUUCGCGGAGGAGGAAGAGGAGGAAGAGGAGGAGGAGGAAACGCCGGCGAAGGCGCCGGCGACGGCGACGGCGGCGGAGCUCGAGGAAGCGGAGCAGGAGGCUGCCUUCGAAGAGGCCACGCAGAAGCACAGCGCGCUAGAGGCCGCGAUUAAGGUCCAGCGAGCGAAGGAGGUCGUGAAGAAGAAAGCGCGCGGGCGGAUCAGCGUGACGAAAGGGGAGGACGCGGAGGCGGAGGCGGCGGCGGCCAUCGUCGCCGCCGCGGAGGCCAAGGAACGCAAAGCCGCGGAGACGAGGGCGAAAGAAGAAGCCGCGAAGAACCCGCCGAAGAAGAAGCCGUUGUACGUGAAGCCGUCCACCUCGAAGAAGAAGCUCGGGAAGCUCACGGCGCCGCCGCCGCCGGAUCCGGAGCCGGUGGACGAGUGGGCGAGCGCGAACGAGGCGUUCGAGAAGGCGGAGGCGAUGGCGGAGUCGCGGCUCGGGCAAAAGCAAAAAAGUCUGUCCAAGGCGCCGAUAUCGUACGCGGACGCGAAGGCGUACUUCGACCACGUCGACAUCGCGGAAUACCUCCCCACGAUCGUCGUCGCGGACGAGCCCAAGUGCUGCGGCGGCGGCUCGAAGCUGACGGACGAAGCGCUGAAGAGGGACCGCGCGCGGAUGUUCUCGGUGGCGAAGAUGAAGCUCGACGAUCACGACGCGACGCACCUGCGCGUCUUACGCACCGUCUACGCGCGCCUCACCGGCGCGUCCACGCCCGCGGCGCGGUUCGGGAAGCACUGGGAGGACGUCGGGUUCCAAGGGAACGACCCGGGGACGGACUUGCGAGGGUGCGGGAUGCUCGGGAUGGCGCAGCUGUUGAUGUUUGUAGACGCGCACGCGUCCAACGCGGGGGCGAUUUACGAGCUGUCGCGCGACGCGGCGCAAGAAUUCCCGAUGGCGCCGCUGUCGAUCAACUUGACGCACAUCGCGCUGAAGGCGGUCAGGAAAGGGCUUUUGAACGCGCGCGCGAAGGCGCUCGGGAGCGUGUGGAAGGCUGCGGACCAGUUUUACGUGGGCGCGUUCAUAGAGUUUUACGACCGCUGGAAAGAGGGCGAGUGCACGAUGCGAGACAGCGGGUUCGUGAAGGCGGCGCUCGAGGAGUAUUUGCUGUCGAGGAAGGGGUGUAAGACGGCGCUGAAGUUGGCGUCCGAGCGGGAUCUCCGCGCCGACCGCGGCGCGCGCGGGAAGAAGGAGGAGGACGAGGAGGAGCUGACGUUCGCGGACAUUUGA
Messenger RNA from Micromonas pusilla CCMP1545, 2163 nucleotides. RefSeq lists its product as uncharacterized. NCBI's taxonomy places the organism in Eukaryota, Viridiplantae, Chlorophyta, Mamiellophyceae, Mamiellales, Mamiellaceae. The coding region runs from base 1 to 2163 and encodes 720 amino acids. The record is from RefSeq and is a predicted model, not a curated record. The transcript has a single exon.